CAUCGUCUUGGAUAUAUUUAGAUGUUUCGCCAACACCCACACACAGAAGGGAAAAAUAUUUUCGUCAUAACAACUUCUCCUUGCCAAGGGAAUACCAGUCUUCUCAGUGUUAAAAACCAGUCUUCUCAGAGUUAAAUGUCAGCCUUUUUAGUGUUAAACAUCAGUCUCUUCAGUGUUAAAUACCAGUCUUUUCAGUGUUAAUUCCAGUCUUCUGUAUUAAAUACCAGUCUUCUCAGUGAUAACUAUUUCAACCAUUUAAACAGGUUAGAAAGAAAAAUGCAUCAGUUGUGAGAGUAGCUUAAGGUCUAUGAAUUAGAGUCAAGAUGGAAUUUGUGCUCAUCAUUUUAUUAUUGGCAUCGGCCAGACUGACAGUGGCCCAGACCUGCCCGGCUGACUGCUACUGUGGCGAGGACCAGGUGGAUUGCUAUGACAGACAACUCGGUGCAAUGCCAGACAACCUUUCGGCAUCUGCAAGAUACUUAAACUUGCAAAAGAAUAACAUCAAAACCGUGGAUGGUUGGAAACUGACAGGCCUUCAGGGUUUGGAGCAUCUGAAUCUUAAAGAGAACCAGGUGGAGGAAUUGCAGCCUGAGAGCUUUCUGAACCUCAGCAGCCUGCGUAAUCUCCAUCUGGAAAACAACAACAUCCAGAACAUAGCGGAUAACGCUUUUGGUGAUCUCCCUGCACUUAAGGUGCUGGAACUAUCCGGCAAUCAGAUCUCGGACAUAUCAGGAACAUUUGAAAACAUCUCAAGUUUAGAAAGACUGAACUUAAACCAGAACAAGCUGACGUCACUGAAAGAUGACAGCUUUAAGGGCGUGAGGGGGCUCACGUACCUGACCCUUGCCCAGAACAAAAUAUCUUUCAUUUCAAAACUAGCAUUUCAAGGCAUGACGAUACUCUCCUAUUUAGUUCUACGAGGCAACCCUCUCAGGAAUGUGGACGGUAUAUUCACCGGUUUGGAGGCAUUGAUGUUUCUAGACGUUUCAUCCUGCCAGCUGAGUCGUGUGCCCGCUGGUCUUCCCUGGCCACUAAUGACACUCAAUUUGUCCAGUAAUGAUCUUCUCAUUCUGGAAUCAAGAGAUCUUGAGGACACCCAGCAUCUUGGAACCAUUAUUUUAGACAACAAUAAGAUAUCUGUCAUACAAGACGGUGCAUUUGACAACAAACCCUACCUUAAGGACAUUCGUUUGAAUGGCAACAAGCUUAAACAGCUGCCCUACGGGAUACCAUCAACUGUUCUCAAAUUUACUGCAGAAAAUAACAACAUUUUACGAAUUUUCGACUUAAAUUUCGCACAUGAUUCCACGAUGAGAGUUUUGUCGCUGAAGAACAAUCAGAUCAACGACCUUGCUGCCUAUACGUUUUCACGCCUGCCAAAUUUGACAGCUCUGUUUCUGGACCAGAAUCAGAUCACGAUCUUGAACAACAUGACAUUCGCUGGACUCCGCCAACUAAACACACUGAACCUGGAGCAGAACCCAAUCAGCAGGAUCGAACGCCGCGCUUUCACCAGCCUACAACGGCUGAACUACCUGAAACUUUCCAGCACGACAAGCAACGCCACUGUGCUCGGAGUGGCCGCAUUUCAGGACUGUCCGUCAUUGAUCAGCUUGGAGCUCAUGGGAAGUCCUUCCAUCGUCAAAAGUAUUCUCAACAGCAAAGAGAACCUCCAUUCUCUACAAGGCCUUAAGGACCUGAACAUUAUGAACAAUGGUUUACAAACUUUAUCCAUGGAUGUUAGGAUGGCUUUGGGUAAUCUGAGGACACUGAAACUAUCCGCUAAUCCCUGGGACUGCGACAGUCAUUUACUAUAUCUGCGAAAGUGGAUGUCAGAAUUCCCAAAGUUGUUUUUUAUGCUUGAAAGUGUUACAUGCGCCAGCCCAGAGAAUCUUAAGGGCAGAUCAGUACUAGACGUGGAUCCUAAAGAAUUUACCAUGGCGACGACCACGGAAGCCUCAACAACAAAGGAGAUCACAAGAGCAAUGACUACAACAAAUGAUGAAAAUAAUGAAGAUUCUUCAAAAGCAGAUCCCCAGGUGGAAAAACCAAGCAGUCCAUCAACAGAGACAAAACUGACCAUGACCCCAAGUAGAUCAUUCAACCAUGUGGAAUCAACUGUGUCAACAUCAUUUUCUCACUCAACGCCAAUCAUGGAAACGACGCGUUUGAUAACCUCUGACAUCCAGCAGACAGUCAGCGUCUCGCCAGCAACGCCGGCGCUGUCCUCUGUGCAAUAUCUAACAACGGAAUACACUUGGGAACAGGUAAAACGUUCGCACUAACCUUUUUUUUUUAUCUUUCAAAAUGUUUAACGACCAGAAAGUAUAAAAACAAACUUGAAAAUACAAACUGGUUUGUCUGUUAACCAUUUAAAAGAAACAUUAAAAGCAAUUGAUAGAAACUAUAGCUUCAUUAAACACUACAAGCAAUUGAUAGAAACUAUAGCUUCAUUAAACACUACAAGCAAUUGAUAGAAACUAUAGCUUCAUUAAACACUACAAGCAAUUGAUAGAAACUAUAGCUUCAUUAAACACUACAAGCAAUUGAUAGAAACUAUAGCUUCAUUAAACACUACAAGCAAUUGAUAGAAACUAUAGCUUCAUUAAACACUACAAGCAAUUGAUAGAAACUAUAGCUUCAUUAAACACUACAAGCAAUUGAUAGAAACUAUAGCUUCAUUAAACACUACAAGCAAUUAAUAGAAACUAUAGCUUCAUUAAACACUACAAGCAAUUGAUAGAAACUAUAGCUUCAUUAAACACUACAAGCAAUUGAUAGAAACUAUAGCUUCAUUAAAGCCAAGGUGUUAGUUUGUCAAGUUAUUAGCUUAACAUUUGCUGGGUCAUUUUAUGGUGUUUUUAAGUACAUGCAAAAAUAAAGAACUGGACUGUAUGUAAGUAAGUAUGUAAGUAAGUAGGUAAGUAGUUAGGAAGUAUGUAAGUAAGUAGGUAAGUAUUUGCCAAUUCACUGGACUGUAUGUAAGUAAGCAGGUAAGCAUGUACCGAUUCACUGGACUGUAUGUAAGUAAGUAUGUACCAAGUCAUCUCAUAGAGUAAUGUAAAAAAUGGGGGGAAAAAAGUCAUGGCUACUGGAAACAUUUAAGAAAAGGAAGGAGGGAGGACUACAUUCAGACUAAAGUGCUUUAACAAAGUACAUGGAUAAAGUGCUUUAACACAGUACAUGGAUAAAGCGCUUUAACAAAUUACAUGGAUAAAGUGCUUUAACAAAGUACAUGGAUAAAGUGCUUUAACAAAGCACAGUGAUAAAGUGCUUUAACAAAGUACAUGGAUAACGUGCUUUAACUAAGUACCGAAAUAAAGUGGGGCUAAACAAUACAACAAAUAUGUUGGUCGAGAAUUUUCACUGAAAAUUUCAGCUACAAAAAAUUAAUAUAUUUUGGGAGACAUAACAGCAGCAUUUUCAAGCAACCCCCACUACAAGCCCCCUCCAUUACUACUCCACUUAUUGUCAUUAAAUUUUUAAACUGACUUCAGUGAAUGCAUGUCUGUAAUAUUCAUUUGACCCCCACACAUGUCUAUGAUAAUGAUUUCAGGCCCAUACACUGAUUCAAGAGACAGUGAGUACUGCCAUGAUCACUCAAACUUAUUCCACACCAGAGUACGGUUUAACAUCAGACAGUGAUGAGUUCAAACAAACAACCAGAGAGUCGAGGUGAGCCAAAAUUUGAAUAUCUCCAAAAAUCUUAAUGAACAAAUUAGGACAGAAUAAUAAAACCCUGGUUUAGUUAGUAAAACACAGGAUUAGCACAAUGCAGGUUUUAAUGUCCAGUGCAAAUGAAAGACUUUGAAAAGAUAUCCUUUUUAAAGGCAAGCGCUAUUCAAACCCAUUUAAAAGAGCUCAGAAAAUAGAAAAAUAAAGAAAGAAAAGAGAAAAAAAGGAGCUCCUAAACAUUUAUUCAAAAAACUCUUUUAAAAAAUUGUCAAAAUAAUUCCAUGUGUCUCUACAGUCUUCUCUUAAAAAGUAAUCACACGACCAACUUAUGUAAAAGGUUCUUUCUUGCUAGAUCACCCAAAACAUAAAAUAAAAACCACUUUUUCCCCCAGUACUGAAGAACCUGAGAUGCCAUCAAGCAGCGUGCUGGUAACAGAAGGAGAAAGAGUUUCCCAGAAUGAGACCUCUGUCAACAACAGUGACAUUUCCCACAGCUACAACACCCCUUCCUACGACAGAAGUAGACCACGGCUCAAUGGAGAGGACAACCGCCUACCCACCUUCAUGAUUGGUGGCAAGAUGCAAGCUGUAAUCAUUGGGGUCUCAGUGUCUCUGCUCUCCCUGAUAGCAGGCCUCAUCAUUGCUGUCCUUGUGGUUAGAUACAAACGCAGACAGAAAAAGCUCUCGUUGGUAGGCUCGAGUCAACCUGCUAUGAAGAAUGCCCACGAGACCUCAGAUACAGUCUUCAUUAUAAGUCACAUGGCAGAUGAGCCGAUGAGAGACGUGAAAAUUGAACCUCGGAAGGUAGAAAUUGACAACGAUGAUUUCCUAUCUACAAGUCCUGUGGACAGAAAGUCAAGCGCCUCUUCCUCAUCCCAGUCAUCAUCUAGAAAAGGCUCCAGAUGCAAGAGGCAGUGGUCAUCAGCUUCAUCCAGUUCAAGGACAAGUUUUGACUGCAUUCAGGGUCAAACAGAUGAUGACUCUGAGCUGCUGAUGCAUGCAUGGAAAUAAUCCAAUCCAAGGGGAGAUGAUCUGAGUCACUGGACUCUUCCAGUCAAUCACCAAAAAUUCUUAGGACUCCAGAUUUAAUUUAGAAUUAUAACAUUUUGUGUGCUUGACCAUGAAUAAUGUGUUCUGAGUUCAGAGACUGCGAUAUAUUGGGUUAUACUAUGGGCCAGGACAAACCUACCACCAGUGGCUUUGAAAUGGUCUUCAUCGUUAAAGUCGAUAAAGCUAACCAAAAAGUCCAGAUUUUAACAAACUGAGACAUUCGCCUCACCCCAUUUGAGAGGUUGCAGGUUUAGACUAACCGCUUGUGUAUGUUAUCUGACUCAAGAAGACCACAGAAUGAAUUUUUAACAGAUAAUGCAUUGUCCAACACAGACAAAGAUUAUAAAUAUCCCUUAUUCAUGUAUUCAUGUGAUUGUAAGUAAUUCUUUCUUGAGAUUUGUGCCACCAGCUUUGUACUGUGGAUCUCAUAUUUGUGCUACAACAAGACAGACUCAACAGCCAAGAACUUACUGCUCUCAAUACAAUUAGAGGAUGGGCAAACAUAACAGCCCGAGAUGUUUAAUCCAGCAAGGCCAAAAUGCCACCACAAAGUGUUUUCAACAGUUCAAGGCUGUUUUAAUAUUAAAAACAAAUUAAAUAGUUAUUUUUUAAAAAUGUUUUAUUUUGUUAAGUAGGUCAGCAAGGAUGACUGAGAAAAUCAGGACUGUCGCGAAAUGCAGUAAAAAGAAAAAAAAUGCCAGCUCUAUAUCGCUCAUUUAAAUUUAUGUCAUGUGCAUUGAUUCUUGUAUACAAAGUCCAGCCUUAGUGGGAAUCCUAAUGUAGCACUUGCUGACUCAGGAGUCCUGCUAAUGUAGCUCUUUCUGAAUGGUUGGACACCCUUGAUUUUGCACCUCAUGUAUGUAGGUUACAAAAAAGUACAUUAUUUCCAUAUUUUUUUCAUGGCAAAAAGGCGGCUUGCUAUUUUGUACAUUUACAUUACUGUUAAACCCCAACUGUUCCAACAAUAAAAAUCAGCUAAGUACUAAGCCCCUGAUUUAAUUUAGAAAGCCCCUUUAAUGCCACCUAUUUCAAUUCUAGCUCACCAAAUUUAUUUUUUUUAAAUGAAUGUUGCAAAAUAAGGACCAUUUUCCAAUUUCAAAUUUAAAUCAAUUUCAUUUUUAGCAAUUUUGAGAUGAAGCACUUUGAAAUGAAUAUUAUAAUUUGAAAUUCCAGGACUGCACAUGUCAUUUCUCAAUACAAAAAAAAAGUAGAAGCUAGAAAAAAAUGUCCGCUUGAAUAUUUAAUACUUUGUAAAUCUCACAGUAAGGCUAACAACAAAUAUAGCUGCAGA
Messenger RNA from Lymnaea stagnalis (great pond snail), 6016 nucleotides. Lineage: Eukaryota; Metazoa; Mollusca; Gastropoda; Lymnaeidae. The record is from the annotation of a GenBank genome assembly.